UCCAUUCCGCUGAAAGGAAUAUGACGGUAAUCAAAGUAGUUUUCGCUAUUUUCAUCUUUGAGUCAUUGAAAGUUGGAGAAGUGAAAUGUGCCACUGUGGAGGAACUGGAGAAUUUGAUUGAAGCUGCUACUAUAGAGGCAAACUCUUAUGAAUUUCCUACAAAUGCUAGAAUGUUUCAAGCGAAGGAUAAUCGAAUCGAAGACAUUGACUCUUAUGAUUUCGUGAUAAUUGGAGGUGGUGUCGCUGGAUCUGUUAUCGCCAGUCGAUUAUCUGAAAUCAAAAAGUGGAGUAUCCUUGUACUAGAAGCAGGAGAAGUGGUGACCAGCGAAUUCAAUGAAAUGUUGGGUUACACGGCAUUUCUAGCUCUAUCUGACCUGAGUUGGGGCUUCAGAACUGUUCCACAAACAACUGCCUGUCUAGGUUUCGUCAACCAGUCCUGUCGUGCUUUUCGAGCGAGAGGUAUGGGCGGUACCUCUUUGAUAAACGGCGCUGUGUAUGAGAGAGGAAUGCCCUCGACCUUUGAUGAAUGGGCAGAUAUUACGAACGAUCCCACUUGGUCAUACGACAACGUUUUAAGGUUAUUCAAGAAGUCAGAAGAUUUCCACCUCAGAAACCCGAAUACACCAGUGGAAUGGAAAUACCAUGGUAGCGGCGGUUACCUCAACGUGGAACAAAAAAUCCCAGAGGACUUUAUGACGACACUCUUCCUACAAGGACAUAGAGAGCUGGGUACUGAUAUCAUCGACUAUAAUGGUCGAUCCCAGCUUGGCGCCUCAAUUUUCCAGCUUUACACGAAACACGGAAGACGGCAAAGUGUCUACGACGCCUUCCUAAAGCCAGUCUUGCGUAGAAGCAAUCUUGAUAUCAUGACUGGGAGCUAUGUGACUAAAAUAGAGGUACAAAAACUGUCGAAGAAAGCAGAGAGUGUUAUAUUCACAAGACAUGGUAGAACUCAUAGGGUCAAUGUUAAGAAAGAAGUUAUUCUAACAGCAGGAGUAUUUCAGACUCCUCAAAUCUUAAUGCUCUCUGGAAUUGGCCCAAAAGAACACCUUCAAGAUAUGGGAAUACAUGUCAUAGAGAAUCUAGAAGUGGGCAGUCAACUGAAGGAAGAUCCGUUAUGCCAAGCCUUGUACAUAUCAACAAAUAUGACUAGGCCAGUAGAAACGCUCAAAGAAAGGCUGCAACAGUUUCUCAAUGGUGAAGGUAGUCUUACUCAAGCAUACUCAACCUCAGGGGUGGCAUUCCAAAAAUCACAGUUCGAAGAACAACACUAUGCCGAUAUAGAAUUUAUAGCAGCUUCCCUGCAAAAAUCAGCAUUCGAUGUGAGAUACGCUGGUUGGAGGAAUGAAACUUACGAGACUGCGUGGGGCAACAGCACUAACGUCAUAGCUAUAAACAUUCAUAACGUCAAUCCAAGAUCGAGUGGUACUGUCAGAUUGAAUAGUGCCGAUCCCUUCGACUACCCUCUGAUCGAUUUCAAUAUGAUGUCCGAUCCAGAAGGUCAUGAUAUGGCAGUGCUGUACGAAGGUGUCAAUCGGGUUUUCGAAUUGCUACAAACGCCAUCGUUCCAGAGUAUCAACCCUGAGUACAGAGGCAGACCUCUGCCUGGCUGUGAGGAUUAUCAGUUCUUGUCCAGGGAAUACUGGUACUGUUUCCUGAGGCAAACCUGUACAGCGGCCUUCCAUGUCAGAGGUUCGUGUCCUAUGGGGGCGGAUCCGAAUGAAAGAGCGAUUGUGGACUCUCGUCUUAGGGUGUUUGGGGUGAAGAAGUUGAGAGUCGCAGAUUCAAGUGUUUUGCCUACUAGUAUGAGUGGUCAUCCAGUCGGAACAAUUAUUAUGAUCGCAGAAAAAGCUGCUGAAACCAUCAAGUGUGAUUAUCUGCCAUAUUUGAAUAUUUUUUCGAAAGAGCUAUAGUUUGAACAUAUUCUGACGAUUCACGUAUUCGGAUCCACUAUAUAUCAUAAAAUGUUUCAAA
Messenger RNA from Phaedon cochleariae (mustard beetle), 1974 nucleotides. Lineage: Eukaryota; Metazoa; Arthropoda; Insecta; Coleoptera; Chrysomelidae. The record is from the annotation of a GenBank genome assembly.